AUGGACUGGAAUUUGAAGAUACCUUCUUGGGAUUUCACAGAAUUCGAACAAGGAACAAUUCCCAACAUUGAUUCGACUAGUGGGUCGAGUAGUUAUGGAGGGCAGGGGAUUAAAGGGAAUUUCUGUGUCGAUUUAAAGCUUGGCCAAGUAAUCGAUUCAGGAAACGAGUUGAAGUCCACAUCAAAAAUGGCGCUAUCACCUUCUGCUUCAUCCAAAAGGGCACGUCCAAUAAAUAACACGAUUCCGGCCGCCACUUGCCUCGUUGACGGCUGCCACGCCGACCUCAGUAACUGCAAAGAGUAUCAUCGCCGCCAUAAGGUCUGUGAAGUCCAUUCCAAAACCGCUCAGGUUUCCAUUAAUGGUCAAAAGCAACGAUUCUGCCAGCAAUGUAGCCGGUUUCAUUCGCUGGAGGAAUUUGAUGAAGGAAAACGAAGCUGUAGAAAGAGGCUGGAUGGACAUAAUCGCCGGAGAAGGAAGCCACAGCCUGACACCUCACGGGCGGCAAGUCUUUUCUCCGGUCACCAAGGUGCCACAAUGUUGCAGUUCUCAAGCCCACAUGUGUAUCAAACCACAUCACUCACGAAUCACCUCUGGACCACAAUGGUGAAGUCUGAAGAACAAACGUACUCGACCCGACACUCGACCAUGGCCCACAAACACAACCCGUUUCCCGAAUCAUCUUCGGGCAGCAAAAAGUUACCCGGAAAGCAACAAUUCAGCCUCUUUCAUGGUUCACAUCUUAAACUGAACCACCAGACUUCACCUCCAAAAGUCAGUCAACAGUCACAGACACAUCCACAGCCACAGACAGUUGUUACUUUUGAAGGUAAUAGCAGCAGUAGCUAUGAAAAGCUGUUCUGUGAUGGGUAUCCACCACCGGCAGCGGCGGCUAGGGUGGUGCAACCGGUGGUGCAGUCGUCAGACUGUGCUCUCUCUCUUCUGUCAUCGUCACCUUCACAGACAUCUUGUACGACACUGAGCCAUGUGAUGCACCCGUCUAACUCGUACGGGGCUCCACCAAAUCCAAUGGAUGCGGGUGCGGGUUAUGGUGGUCUUGAGUCGAUUAUGGAUCCUAAUGGAAAUGGGAAUGAUUGCGAUGGGAUGAUUCAGAUGGGAAUUCAUCAUCAUCAUCAGCAGCAGCAGCAUGCAUCGCCUGAUAAUGGAGCUCCCCAAACACUUCCGUUCUACUGGGAAUAAGUGUUUGUAGUUGAACAAGUGAUGAUAAAUUUCAAAGUCUUUGUAGUUUGUAUGAGAUUUGAUUUGAUUCGAUUUGGUUUAACAGUCACGUUUUGUAGUUGUUUGGGUUUGCGUAGAA
Molecule: messenger RNA, 1315 nt
Organism: Lactuca virosa
Lineage: Eukaryota; Viridiplantae; Streptophyta; Magnoliopsida; Asterales; Asteraceae
Source: the annotation of a GenBank genome assembly